AUGCACUAUAGCAUGCUGUGCAAUGUGGCAGCUGUUCCCCAAAUUCGCGUUGUUGUUGAGCUCCGCUGCUGGGCAUCGAAAGGCAAGCCGAGUUUGUUGUUUGUUUGAAAAAGGCUACGGAUUGAAAAUUCAGACAAUUUCUCUGAGUCACUGGUUACUUCCCGUUACUUUAUCCAUGGAGGAAUAAGAACACAAACAUUUUGAUUUGACAUGUUUGAAGUUUGAGUUGCAUUGUCAGAUUGUAAGGUGAACAGGAAAGCGUCCGCACAACGUGAACUGCAAGGCACUUGCAGAUUUAAAUUCUUCAUCACUCACUGGAAACAAGAAAUUGCUAUGUCAUCAAGGAAGAGACACCCCAGCCCUAAUAAUGCAAACAAUAUAAAUUUUACAAAUGACAUUAAUUAUGCUAGAGGAGGCACAGAGCAAAAUUCCCUGCAAGCUGAUAGCAGAGAAGACAUGGACAUUGAAAUGGAAGGAGAAGGCUUGAAAGGAGACUAUAGAAACAUCGCGCUUCUCCUGUUACUGUACGUUCUGCAAGGCAUUCCAUUAGGCCUGGCUGGGAGUAUACCAUUGGUGUUACAAAGUCGCAAAGUCAGCUACAGCAUGCAAGCCGUUUUUAGUUUUGUUUACUGGCCGUUCAGUGUCAAGCUUAUCUGGGCACCCAUUGUAGACUCGUUAUUCGUUCCCAGAUUUGGCCGGCGGAAAACCUGGCUUGUGCCUACUCAAUACCUUAUUGGUUUCUUCAUGUUGUUUUUGUCAAGUCAUGUACCCACAAUUCUCGGUGAUAUAGAACCCAGUGAAAACUCUCCUCGUGUUGAUGUAUACUUCCUCACUGCAGUAUUUUUCAUGUUGAAUUUCCUGGCCGCUACACAAGACAUUGCAGUGGAUGGCUGGGCACUCACAAUGCUCUCCAGACGCAAUGUUGGAUAUGCAUCAACCUGUAAUUCUGUGGGACAAACGGCGGGUUAUUUCCUGGGCAAUGUUGUAUUCCUUGCUUUGGAAUCGGCAGAUUUUUGCAAUAAGUACUUGAGGUCAGAACCCAAACCUCAUGGAGUGGUCACUUUGUCAGAUUUCCUGUAUUUCUGGGCAUGUGUCUUCUUAGUCACCACCACUCUGGUAGCAUUGUUCAAGAGAGAGAAACCUGGCCAUAGUUCUGAAGAUGAAUUAAGCUGUGGUGUGUUUGGCACUUAUCAACAGCUCUACAAACUUUUGAAGCUACCUUCUCUCAAAUCUUACAUUGCCUUUGCUUUGACAUAUAAGAUAGGAUUUGCCGCAGCAGAUGCAGUAAGUGGUCUCAAACUAAUAGAGGAAGGUGUUCCUAGAGAGAAGAUGGCUCUACUUGCUGUUCCUAUGGUCCCUCUGCAGGUGAUUCUACCUUGGAUCAUUAGCAAGUAUUCCAGUGGCCCUAGACCUCUGGAUCUACUAGUAUCAGCUAUUCCAGUUAGAUUGCUUAUAGGUGGCAUAGUAUUCUCUUCCAUUGUUUGGUGGACUCCAUAUGUCAAAUCAACAACGGGUGACUUUCCUACGUACUAUUACGCCGUCCUCAUUAUUGCGUAUGGAGUUUAUCAGAUUCCUUUGUACUGUAUAUUUGUAUCUGCCAUGGCAUUCAAUGCUCGCAUCAGCGAUCCACGUAUUGGUGGUACCUACAUGACGUUACUGAAUACCGUACAGAACUUGGGAGGCAAUUGGCCUGUCACAGUCGCUUUGUGGUUGGUGGAUUUCCUAACUUGGAAGUCAUGUAUUGGUGGAUCACAUGAUAAAGGACCAGAGCUUGAUUGUGAUAACAAGGCAGAGGCCAAGGUCUGUAGUGAAGCUGGUGGGCAUUGUGAGACGGAUGUUGAUGGUUACUACAUUGAAAUCGUAGCCUGCCUCAUCAUUGGUUUUACCUGGUUACUAUGGAGAUCUAAGAAAGUCCGUCAACUCCAAGAUCUUAAGGAGGAUGCCUGGAAGUGUCCUAACGAAUGACAGUUACAUGUGGUCUGAAUAUUGAAGACUUGAUGAUGGAGACCAGGGUACAUGGCACCAGUCUUACAUCCCAAGACAAAACAUGACAAACCAUUUCAGGUGACACGUGACAGUUUCAAUUUCUGGUAACCAUUUUCAGGUAGUAACCAGAAAUCUACAUGCAUCAUUUCUUCAAGAGUACUUUUGAAAAUUUAUGCCUUGGGAACAUGUUAUGAUAAAGUAAAGCUUGUAGAAUCAUUGUUGAGGGGUUUGCGUGUGCGUUGCUUAUUCUGUAGAUUAGUUGCAAAGAAGGUAAAAGCAAAACCAAUGUGAGAUACGUUUUCUGUUUUUUUUUCAAGCCAUCAAGUAUGGGGCUUGGUCAAAAAAGACAAUUUCCAUGUUGACCUUGAAAAUGAUUGGUAAAGCCAUUUGAUUUAUCCACUGAAAACAUACAUCAGCUUCAAACAGACCACAUGAAAGAUGUUCAAUGAAGAUUUAAGUAAUAUUAAUGUUUUGUUUAUUUCUGGGUGCAAAUGGAUAAAUUAUUAACAAAAUAUCUUGAUAAGGCUUUCCAUUCCAUGAAGACUUUUCUAUAUUUUGGAUCCUCUUCAACUUCUGGUGAAUCUACAGAUAUUUUUGAAUAUUUGAAAGCGCUAUUAUGAUUUUAAUUUAAUAGAUUUAGCAAAAGGAAAAUGUCUUUAAAUCAGAUGUGAUGUGGGAAGAUUUCAAGUGAAUUAAUACUUGAAUUUGACAAUCUACAAUAAUUUUACUCAUCAGUGUUUAACACAAUACAAAAGCCUUCCAUCAUACCCAAAAUGAAAAACUGUAAUCUCUCAACGUUGAAGUACAGACACUGAUCAUUACUCAGAGCAGGUUAGAACUCAGAAUCCAUUGUUCACACUGUACUGGAGCCAUGUCUGAAUUGACUUAGCCAUGGCUGUCAAGAGCACCCUAUGGGGAAUGGUUGUAGCCAUUAGCAAUUGGCUCCCAUAAAAGCACCUGCUAAUUUUUUUUGCCAGCUGCAGAUAAUAAAUUCUGACUUCCCCAAAAUGCCCAACAUGUUUUCAGAGGGGCAUUUAUGAAUUACACAGACCAUUCUUGACUUCCUGUCAGACUUGGAUGAUUGCAGUUGGUCAGGGAGUGAGUCAGGUGAUUCAUGAUAUGAGACAGUGAUUUUGUAGUUACGUUAGGCUUCAAGUGCAGUUUUAAGUAGUGCAAUGUGACUGAAGCAUUGUCGUUUUUACAAGAAAGAAAAAGCAUAUAUACUACAUUCAGAUGAUGCAAUUAAGAUAUUACUAUUUGUGUCUCUCUCUAACUUUAUGAUGAAUCACUAUCACAACUCCUGGUACAUUUAUUUAAAAAAUCAUUAGAUGUUCUGAAAUACAAGUUCUACACAUAGGAAUGGAUGCAUAAGUAGUGUAUAUUUCAAAUUACAAUAUAGAUUAUUGUUAUUACCAUUUCACAAUUGUGACGAUUGUAAUGAGUUGUUAGUUUACAUUCAUUUUUUGUGAUCUUUGAUUCUUUUCCCCCAAAAGCAUUUUUGCUUUUAGUUGAAAUUGUCUGGUAGGAAUGAUUUUAAUUUUUAAAAGCAAUUAAUAUAGCUUCUUGUCACUUGUUCUCUUUCAGUGUGUUUUGUGACAGCACAGUCUGACAUUUCCAUAAUCCAGCUAAAGAAUAUGUACAUUUGCUAUAAAUUGAAAAAAUAUGCUAUUAAAAGUCUGUACAUGUAUAAGAAUACAUCAGUAAAAUGUACUGAAAAUUAAGUGUGGUAUUUUUAUCAAAGAUAAACAGCUUACGUUAUUGGCCCUUGUGAUAGCAGCAAUCGUUCGUGGAUAUUUACACCCUCCACGCCUUGUAGGGAAUAACAGACACUUGAUAAUAUGGCAGUCCUCCACCAAUCAAAUGACACUAUUUGAGGUACAAAAAAAAAUUGUAGUACCACUCAUAAGCAUUUUGGUCCAUUGUUUCAGGCUUUGCUUCAGUAAGAGGUUAGGUGUUGUGUUUACAA
Molecule: messenger RNA, 3952 nt
Organism: Acanthaster planci (crown-of-thorns starfish)
Lineage: Eukaryota; Metazoa; Echinodermata; Asteroidea; Valvatida; Acanthasteridae
Product: acetyl-coenzyme A transporter 1-like
Biological process (GO): acetyl-CoA transmembrane transport
Cellular component (GO): membrane
Molecular function (GO): acetyl-CoA transmembrane transporter activity
Source: RefSeq, a predicted model, not a curated record